Coniophora puteana RWD-64-598 SS2 is the source of this 354-nucleotide messenger RNA. RefSeq lists its product as uncharacterized. The transcript is spliced from 2 exons. The record is from RefSeq and is a predicted model, not a curated record. NCBI's taxonomy places the organism in Eukaryota, Fungi, Basidiomycota, Agaricomycetes, Boletales, Coniophoraceae. The annotation marks the transcript as partial.
GAUCCAGACCCUCGAGAGCAAGCUCGACAAGCCCGCCACCUGUCCAAGUAUAUAUUCCCUUUACAGUACGACCUGAAGAACAUUUUCACCAACGUUCCCAAUCCAAAGGACGUACACAACUUGCACAACUUUUUCGACCGCGAGCUAGAAAUCAAGGCUCGUGCUUUGGGCUCACAGCGACUUGGGAAAUGCAAAACUCCCAGACGUUUGCGAGAAAUUCUUCCUCUGCUGGAAAAGAUGAUAUGGAGGCAUGGCAAGUGCGCCUACAAGCCAUUGCGAGAUAAAACGUGUCCCUCAAAGGUGUGCAUACUGCUUUACUUUGGACAGGACGCUCGUGUUGACAUAAGCGUGUAG